Molecule: messenger RNA, 1244 nt
Organism: Sinocyclocheilus grahami
Lineage: Eukaryota; Metazoa; Chordata; Actinopteri; Cypriniformes; Cyprinidae
Product: E3 ubiquitin-protein ligase TRIM33-like
Exons: 9
Coding region: 168-1244 (358 amino acids)
Biological process (GO): innate immune response; positive regulation of type I interferon-mediated signaling pathway
Cellular component (GO): nucleoplasm
Molecular function (GO): ubiquitin protein ligase activity; zinc ion binding
Source: RefSeq, a predicted model, not a curated record
CAGAAAAGUUUUAUGACCUGCAUAUUCAACGGCUUACCGUUAGAUCCACGAAUCCCACAUACAAUUACAUGCGUAACGCGUCGACUUUCUCGCGAGGCAUAUCAAGAUACACUUCGUCUGCUGUCAAGUUACACCUCUGUUUACAUUAAUUCAUUUUCAAGAAACAGAUGUUUGCCGCUGACCAAACAGGGCGUCCGGCGUCGCCUCAUCCGGAUUUAGAGAGAACUGUUUGCGGAUGCUGCGCUGUUUGCAAAGUACACCUAAACUCUUCUGCAGACCCCAGACUUCUGCCUUGCCUGCAUAUAGUUUGUAAUACUUGCCUUACGAAGAUCUGCACAGAUGGAGCCACCCAAGAUUGUCCAUUAUGUGCACAUUCCUUUUGUUUGUCUGAGGUUACAGAAUGUGCCAUUUUCGAAGACGCAUCUAAAAAUAACAAGGUCCCCAAGUGUGCCGGGUGUGAAGAGAGUGAGGUUAGUGGAUGGUGUGUCCAGUGCGAGGAGGCCCUGUGUUUGGACUGUACGUCUGCUCAUCGUAGAGUAAAAGUGACCCGUGACCAUGAAGUCACACCCAAAAAACCACCCACAGGUUGGAUACAGAGAAGACGCUGUCCCUCACACACUCAGGAGAGCUUGAGGUUCUUCUGUCUCGUUUGUGAAGAGCUCACCUGUAAGGACUGUCAACUGAUCUCUCAUAGGGGGCACAGUUUUGUGAAGCAGGAGGAAGCUGUGGGAUCUCAAAGGCAGGUGCUGCAGAGUUUGUUGGACUCCAUCAGACAUCAGAAAGAGACGGUCAGCAGCAGCUUGCUGCACCUAGAGGCAAGAUUGCAGGACAUUAAGAGUAUAAAAGUGGGAGCAAAGAAGAUGUUGACACAGGUAGUCCACUUCAUUUAUCAGACUCUGGUUGUGAGAGCUACACAGAUGUUAAAGGAGAUAGAGGCCCUGUAUGCGGAGGAGGUGGGGUGUUUGUUGGAGAGGAAGACAUCUCUGAACAGGUUGGGAGGCUGUCAGGACUACAUAUCAGUUUUUAUUGACAAGGUCCUACGCACAGAGGGCCACUGCCUCCUGGGCUACACAAAAAGAAUUGAGACCCAAGUGAAAAAGCUUCUAUCCCAGAAGGCAUGCACCCCUGAGACCAUGAUUGAACUGCAUAUUCAGAUUCAGAAUGAACUCUGUCAGCACAUCAUGAAAUGUGGAUUUUUGAGGAUUAGAAGGGUUCUUGUUCCAUUCACCUCUCAGAGAACGUAG